This is a messenger RNA of Radiomyces spectabilis, 1275 nucleotides long. RefSeq lists its product as uncharacterized. The record is from RefSeq and is a predicted model, not a curated record. Lineage: Eukaryota; Fungi; Mucoromycota; Mucoromycetes; Mucorales; Radiomycetaceae. The transcript has 2 exons. Gene Ontology annotation, biological process: regulation of transcription by RNA polymerase II. The coding region runs from base 141 to 1268 and encodes 375 amino acids. Gene Ontology annotation, molecular function: DNA-binding transcription factor activity, RNA polymerase II-specific; RNA polymerase II transcription regulatory region sequence-specific DNA binding.
GCUGAAAGAAAACUUUUCACAUUCUUUUUUUUUUCUUUGGUCCUCUUUUCUUGCGUUGCAUCUGGCGCAUCAUUUUUUAUCUUUUUCUGAUUUAAUUCAUUGUAUACAAAAGGAAAACGGAAAACUGUCAAGAAAAAGUGAUGAACUCUCCGGAUGGAAUUCGUCAUCAAGACAACCACGACAUUCCCAAUAGACGACGGUCAUUGGCGAUUUCUGCUUUAUUGAACACGGAGCCGGUAGAUCCUCUUUGCAUCAAAGUACCUUCUGUGAAUGCCGGUCCUACCCCGCCAUGGACCCAAGGUGACCAAUACCAAGCUUUCAACUCAGGCCGCGACUACUUUUCUUUGCGAUCCUCACCAUUGUCCAGCGUCGCGUCCUCGCCAGGUGCAAUGUUAGCCAUUCCCGGUCUGGACAAGGGUGGGGGUUUGCGAACACCACACAUUGAACUGACCACCGCCGUCGAGCCUCCCGAUAUGUGGAAUCAUCCAAAAACAGGAGUUCAUCAAACCAACGACGGUAGCAUUGUCGUCUCGGCUUUGGCCAAGGCCAAGCGCAAACGCAUUUUGCCGCAUCAAUACAAUCGAUUAAUGGACAUUUUCGAGCAAACUGAUACCCCAAGUUCCGAAAUCAGAGAACAAUUAGCCGAAGAAUUGGGAAUGACCAAACGUGAAGUUCAGGUAUGGUUCCAAAACCGGCGAGCCAAAGUCAAUCGAAGUAAAGCGGCGGCGGCUUCUUCAGCCAAAAGCGAGACAACCAAUCAAUCCAUGGCUCUUGACAAUGUAUCGCGUCCGUCUUAUCACCAUCAUCAUCAUCGCCAUCAUUCAAGUGAUGGUCGCAUUGACAGUCGCCACGGCAGACCCGCGGAUCACUAUGCCGACUCGUUGCCACCGCUUUCAUCCGAUCCUUUACAUCAUCAAUUGCCUAUUCCGGAACCGUGGCAUCGUCCAUCGCAUUCACAACAUUUAUCAGUGAGCUCGAAACGGUUGACGCCACGGCGCGCCAGCACUUCUUUCGAGCAUCCAUACUAUGUACCGCGCCGUCAUUCGAGCAGUCAACUGCCGACCUCCUCUUUUGAAGUCUCGCAUGCUCAGCGCCCAGAAGCUCGUCUGGCUGGUUUGACUCUCCAUUCCACCGACUCUGAGGAUCAGCACAGCCUACUGGAACCUCCGGCUUCAGCUGAAGCACCUCCCCAACAGCUUCCUCGCACCAGAUCAGCCAUUGACCUCUUAGCGUCGGCAAGCGAACUCGUACGCAAUACGAAAAAGUAAUUUUAUG